Molecule: messenger RNA, 438 nt
Organism: Fusarium venenatum
Lineage: Eukaryota; Fungi; Ascomycota; Sordariomycetes; Hypocreales; Nectriaceae
Source: RefSeq, a predicted model, not a curated record
AUGAAGUUCUCAAUCACAAAGCUGAUCACUCUUCUUGCUGUUACCCAAAACGCAUCAGCUUGGUUUGUGAGAUUCAUGAACGAGGACAACAACUGUGAAGUCGGUGGGGAGACAGAGUACCAGAUCUUCACCGGUGAAAAGUUUGACUGUUACAACUUCGGUGCAAGCUUGAAUGAAGGCACUGAAUGCGAACACUUCCGCCAAGGUGGCGGUGAGAAGCUAUGGGAAUGCAAGGGCACAUUCGUUGCGAAAUCUGCCAUAACCAAGCCGGGUACGGGCUCUAACUGCAGAUUCUAUGCCCUGAAUGACUGCAGUGGCGUCGGAACAAAUGGAGAUCGCGACACGUGUGUCCCCGUUAGCCAGAUGAUCGGAGAUGGUAGUAGUAUCCCUCAGCGUAUUGUGUCGUUCAGAUGUGAAAACACAGAGGAACCUGCUUAA